Messenger RNA from Hydatigera taeniaeformis, 765 nucleotides. NCBI's taxonomy places the organism in Eukaryota, Metazoa, Platyhelminthes, Cestoda, Cyclophyllidea, Taeniidae. The record is from the annotation of a GenBank genome assembly.
AUGAAAUGCAGACGAUUCCAUGCGUCCCUACCUACUCUUCGUGGUACUACUUUGAAUCUAUACUCCCUUUUUACUUCGGUUGUCAAACAUGGUGGUUACUCCAAAGUCACAGAAAAAGACCUUUGGGAGGCGGUCUCAAAGGAUAUUGGAUGUCCAUCGGCCUGUGUAAAUUACAGUGUUGCUCUGCGCCGCGUCUACUGUCAAUAUCUGAUCGCCUUUGAAAAUGAGUCCUAUCCACAUCUCAAGAAUGACAGCUUGUGGUCGCAAAUUCAGGAUGAGUUUCAUGAAAAUUCCGGUGAUGUCUUCACUCCUCCGUCCGUAGAAAGGAUGCUCGGAAUUUUCAACCCUAAGCCAGCACCCAUUCAUUAUGGGAUGCAUCGUUCGGUUACCCAUCUUGGAUUCAUUAAUAGGGAUUUUUAUCCAUCUCAUCGCUACAACCAGGAUUCCCGAGUCCCCUCUCCCUUCGACCAGCUUCCUCCUUCGCAGCAGUUGGAGGAGCUGCAUUCGCGGCCACAUCCAGAUAACUUCUUUGGGUUGCGUCACGUCUCCGUCUUGGAGACCGCUGAAAAGUCUCUCAUGUCAGGUCUUCCGAAUGAGGUUGAUUUAUCGCUUAAUUCGGUGCUCUUUCUUUCCGCCGUGGUGCAUCCCUCCCCAGCCACACCCCUUCGGUUAAGCAGCAGUCGAAACCUCCUGCAACUCAUGCUCGCAACCGUGGGGGUAUAUGAGGACGGUGGGUGCUGUGCCUUCCUCCUCUCUCUCAUUUAA